Messenger RNA from Ceratitis capitata (Mediterranean fruit fly), 1079 nucleotides. Its product is annotated as plasma membrane calcium-transporting ATPase 2-like. The transcript is spliced from 5 exons. Gene Ontology annotation, biological process: regulation of cytosolic calcium ion concentration. Gene Ontology annotation, cellular component: intracellular membrane-bounded organelle; membrane. The record is from RefSeq and is a predicted model, not a curated record. NCBI's taxonomy places the organism in Eukaryota, Metazoa, Arthropoda, Insecta, Diptera, Tephritidae. The coding region runs from base 43 to 912 and encodes 289 amino acids. Gene Ontology annotation, molecular function: ATP binding; P-type calcium transporter activity; ATP hydrolysis activity.
UAAUAAAAAUCAUUUUUUACAUCCUAGAUAUUCUUUUAACAAAUGGCCACAAUUGAUGGAAGACCGGCGCAAUAUGGGAUUUCUCUUAAACAAUUGCGGGAGCUCAUGGAGCAUCGUGGCAGGGAAGGCGUAGCAAAGCUAAGCGAAGUUGGUGGAGUUGCUAAAUUGUGCGACAAGCUAUAUACAUCUACAAACGACGGCUUACGAGGCACAAGAACCGAUAUCGAACAUAGGCGCGAAACGUUUGGUUCAAAUGUUAUCCCACCGAAACCUCCGAAAACGUUUUUGACGUUAGUCUGGGAGGCGCUACAAGACGUCACUCUGAUUAUUUUAGAAGUAGCAGCUUUAGUUUCUCUUGGCUUAUCAUUUUACAAACCCGCCGACGAAGAUGCUCCCGUGCUGCAAGAAGAAGAAGAUCACCAUGGCUGGAUAGAAGGUCUAGCAAUUUUGAUAUCUGUUAUUGUUGUAGUUUUUGUCACAGCUUUCAAUGACUACUCGAAAGAACGACAAUUUCGUGGUUUACAGAAUAGAAUUGAAGGCGAGCACAAAUUCUCCGUUAUUCGUGGAGCCGAGGUGUGCCAAAUAUCUGUUGGUGAUAUUGUCGUCGGUGACAUUGCACAGAUCAAGUAUGGUGACUUGUUACCAGCUGACGGUAUACUAAUACAAAGUAAUGACCUCAAGGUUGAUGAAUCAUCACUGACUGGCGAAUCUGAUCAUGUCAAAAAAGGUGUAGAUGUUGAUCCCAUGGUACUUUCGGGUACACACGUUAUGGAAGGCAGCGGAAAAAUGGUAGUAACAGCCGUUGGUGUUAAUUCACAGGCGGGAAUAAUAUUUACAUUGUUGGGUGCUGCUGUUGAUGAACAGGAAGCUGAGCUGAAAAAACGAAAAAAAGUUUCAUUUCAGAUAUUUUAAACCCUAGUUAUGUCUACCUAGAGUUGCAUAAGGAUGCCGUUUAAUGUUUCUCGAUUUUUUUUUAAUAUACAUUAAGCCGAUGGCAGAUAAGACUUUUGCGCCGAUCUCAUGAACUGAUGAAUUGAAACAGAAAUGUUUAAAACAUGUUUAAUAAAAACUUAAUAUAA